AUGAGUUUGGCUUGUCUUGUAUGCCAUGGUGUAGAAAGUCCAUCACAUUCCUUCAGAAGUUACUCGGUAUCAAGUUCAGACAAUGAGGGACGAUGUUCUGUGAUCGCCAAUUGCUUGAAUAGGAAGACUUCCUUUCCACCUCCUCGAGCCAAUCCUCGGAUUACACCAUCCAAAGUGAUGCCCCUACCCUCCGUCCCUAGUAGUGCAGUUGCAGGAGCCCCACGUCUAGUUCGAAGCCGUGCUGUUAGACGGGACCUUGUGACAGACUGGAACUUUGAUGAAGUUAUGUUGGAGCGCUAG
This is a messenger RNA of Fraxinus pennsylvanica, 300 nucleotides long. The record is from the annotation of a GenBank genome assembly. Lineage: Eukaryota; Viridiplantae; Streptophyta; Magnoliopsida; Lamiales; Oleaceae.